UUGUUCACCGCUUCUGGCUCGGUGAAAGCACGGAGCGCCUCCACGAGCUUCCCCACAAACCGCUCGCCACACUCCCAGUGAGCACGGCUAACCUUCCCCCUCAAGCGAACUCUGGAUUCCGCUCCGCUCCACGCUGUGUGCACCAUGGCAUCGAAAUCCCACCCUCCCCUUAUGAAGAAGCACAGUCAGACGGACCUGAUAAGCCGCCUAAAGAGCCGGAAGAUCCUCGGAGUCGGCGGCGAGGACGACGACGGGGAAGUGCACCGCUCUAAGAUUAGUCAGAUGCUCGGAAAUGAGUUGAAGUUUGCAGUGCGAGAGCCGAUUGGGCUGAGAGUUUGGAUACUCAUCUCGGCAGUGGGUUUCACAUUAAUGGCUCUAACGGCUCUGGUGUUUCCCAACCAGCUCUACGAGCUUGUUUUUGAGGAGGAGCUUUCCACAACGAGCAUCUCUGUUCGCCUUUAUGGCGCAGCCUUGCUCAGUAAGUAUCAAAAUGUCCUAAAUCGCAAGAAAGACGCAAAAGCCACCCGAGGUCCCAUCAUGCACGGCGACUGUACUUGCAUGGCUGAAUGCUUUCAUGUUGUUGGCACACAGUGUUUUACCAUUUAUUUAUACAAAUGCUAAAAAUAUACAGUAUACUGCUCAACUGCAUGUGGCGUCCUUCAAUAAUGGCUCCUAAUGCAUUCAUUCGAAGUCGCACACACUCCUCAUUCAGACAUGACAUAAAGAGCUCUCUUUCUGCUUCAAAAGUCUCUCCUUCAGGCUCCAAACAGAUGCUGUUUUAAUCUGAUACAGUUCAAUUCUCCAUGAAGGCACGCUAGGGCCACGGAGAGCGAUUCUCUGGAAUACUAACAGCUAAUGCUCCAAUCGCCUCUUGUUUCUGCGGCUUCAUAUGUCAAGUUUAAAUCUUGGGGGACCGUGGUGGGAGACGGCAGGACUGCGUCUCUGUGAGUGGUUCUGAAAGUCAGACAGAAGGAAACGCUCUCCAUUUGAUUUCAACUCUAGACUGAGUAAAUUGAGGUUUAUUUAUUUUUCGUUUCGGGUGUUCUGUGCCGAGUCCUUGACGGGCGACAGACAUUUGAUUAUAAAUAAGCCAGGUAAUUAUGCUUUGCUCUGCUAUUAGAGAGAAUGUGUUUUGGAGAUAGGCAGCAAUCAUUUUUAAUGGCCCUAAUUUGAGACAGGGCUGUCAGUCAGGCGAUUAAAAGGCUGUGAUGCCUCCAUAAAGAGUUUCACAAUGAUUAAAGGCCAGGUAGGGCGAGAGUGAGACGGGAAGAGAUGUGAGUAACAAAAGGCUGAGCAUAUAUUUGACAGCUAAGUUGUGACUUCUUCACGUUGAGGCUGAACCUUUGUCAGAACUCCUGUAUUGUCCUACCUUCGCUCUAAAGCCAUGACAGGACAUCCCCCGUACUGUAACAAUAUUUUUAGAUUAAAAAAAUAAAAUGCACCAUUGAGAAUUUUGUUGCUAGUUUCCAGUCUUGCGUUUUCGAAAAACUCGGACCUGCAGUUACCAAUUUUACUUAAUGUGCAAUCCUGUUUAUAGCAGGUAAUGAGAAAUGUCCAUCCGCAUGAUACAGCAGUAAUCAAAAAUUAAUGAGGAUUUUUCUUUUUUACACCGCAGACCUGCUUUGUUAUCAUGUUUCCUUUUUAAACAGUGUUUUUAACCUCUUUACUUGAUCAUGUUUUUUAGAUCCCCUCUAAGACUUUAAUUGUUUACUCGGUAACGGCCUCCAAGCUGAAGAACGUUGUCAGCGCAACAUGGUAGCGCUUAGAUAUGAGGCUGAUCAUAACAACGACACUUUUUUUAGUAUUUCUAUCAGAAAAGCAAAAUAAAAACAUCAAGAAAAUGUCUGAUUACUGUUUUGUUUUGGUAAGAUAAAACUAUAAACGCAGCACCGUGAUGCAACAUGCGAAUGAAUCAGCUUUGAGCUCCGUAAGGCCAGCCAGAGCCAGGC
Molecule: messenger RNA, 1949 nt
Organism: Fundulus heteroclitus (mummichog)
Lineage: Eukaryota; Metazoa; Chordata; Actinopteri; Cyprinodontiformes; Fundulidae
Gene: tp53i11b
Product: tumor protein p53 inducible protein 11b
Exons: 5
Coding region: 145-621 (158 amino acids)
Source: RefSeq, a predicted model, not a curated record